Vespa velutina is the source of this 1640-nucleotide messenger RNA. RefSeq lists its product as uncharacterized. The record is from RefSeq and is a predicted model, not a curated record. Bases 347 to 1375 code for a protein of 342 amino acids. The transcript is spliced from 4 exons. NCBI's taxonomy places the organism in Eukaryota, Metazoa, Arthropoda, Insecta, Hymenoptera, Vespidae.
AUAUUUGAAUCGAGUACGUGCAAUACUGUCGUUAUAGUCAAUGUUUGUUCGCAAAGUUUUUUCUUGCUUUUUUUUUGUUAACAAUCACGCAGAUUAUAUUUAUAAAAGACAAUAGAGUUUCGCGAAGUAAAUUCAUCGAUCGUUCGUUAAUAAAUAAUUAAAGUCAGUGCAUCAUUUAAAAGAAGAAUCUCGAUCAAUUUUGAUCUAUCUCUGAUUUUCAAUCAUUUACGAAUCCAUUUACCCUCAAUUUCGACCUAAAUCGUGGACGUGUGUUUUGGAGCCAUCGCAGAACAUCUUAAGUAUUAUUAAAUAUUCGAUAUUUUUUAAGUGCUACACGAUAGAAAUCAUGAAUAAUCCCGAUUUAAGUCAAUUAUCAGAUAUAUCUACCAUAUCACGAAUUUCGUUAAGUUCGCGAUUAAUGGGUAAAUUAGAUUCAAUUUUACUUUCUAACGAGCUCGAGGAUCAUUUCAGUUUCAUUGAAAAUAGUAAAGGUACAACAAGUACAGAUCAAGAUAUUAAUGAUCUUAAGGAUAUUACGAAAUUAUUUAUUACAUGUCAGAAUAGUAUCAGUGAUUAUGCAAAGGCAAAAUUGAUUUUCGAAUGUAUAAAAGAAUUAUGUUCGAAUAAAAACUCUACACUUUCUGAAGAAACUAUAGAGAAGUUAAAAGAAUUAUUAGAAUCAUAUGAAAUAAAUAAGAUAAAAAAUCUUUCAAUAACUUUUAAACACACAUUACAAGAUUUAACGAUACUUGGCAUACAAGAUUUUCCUGAUAUUAAACUGAGUUAUGAGGAAAAAUUAAAUAUAAAAGCUUCUGUAGAAGCACUAAUGCAUGAAAAAAUACAUAAUUAUAUGAUAAAAUAUGAGGAAUUGGGUGGUAAUUUAAAAGAGCUUCAAAAAUUAAAUGGAUUUAAUGCUAAUAAUUAUUUACAAGAAAACACAGAUUUUGAAAUAUUGAAGUGGAUAGAUAAGUUUGAGGACAUUUGUGGAGAAUAUAAAAAUUAUGUAUCACAAUAUAUGGAUAUGAUGAAUGAAUGGAGGAAAUUAAAAGAUACAGAUAUAAAUGAAGUGUAUAAUAAAAAAGCACAGAUCUUAUUAUUAAAAUCGGAAGUAAUUGAAGUACAAACUAAUGUAGCUAAAAUAAGUUGCUUAACUAAAAUGUAUACAGAGACACCAAAAACAAUCGAUUCGUAUAGAAUAUUAAAUAAAAUUUUAGACGAUAAAUUGUUAGAAAUAAGUAAAGAAAUUAAAAGAAAGAAAUCUUUGGAAAAGCUUUAUCGUGAUUUAGAAAAUACAGAAUAUGAUAAUAUUUUAGAGACAUACUUACACCUCUGUAGUGCUAUUAAAAAGAAAAAACAGAUUAUGGAAAUGCUUUGAAAAAAUAUAUGUAUAUUUUUUUUUUAUACUUGUUUAUGAUAAUAUCUCUAAUAUAAUGAUUAUAAUUAUUUCUAAUUAUAUUUUAAUUAUAUUUAUCUAUGAUUCUAAUUAUAUUUGUUUUAAUUAUUUGUAAUUGGAUAACAUUUUGAAAUUUUAUUUAAUAGAAAUAAAUAUAAUCUAUAAACAAUAUAUAGAAAAUGAAUCGGCAAAUGUGAAUGCUUAUGUUGUAUAUGAAGAUUUAUAGAAUAAAUGAUACUUAGGAAUA